AUGUCAGCCAUUUACGCUGAAGCAGGCACGGGCAAGUCGGUCGCCACCUUGCUUGCAGCCACUGAAGUGGCCAACAGAAGGACAGACUUCUUCGUGGUGUUGCAAGACGAUCUGUCUGUCGCCCUGCGACUCUUUUUCCGCAUUUCCGAAGUUCGCUCGGCAGCUUCCAUCGCGAAAAGUUUCUUUAUCGGCUUAGAGCAGAAGAGCAUCACACUCCGUCUGGUUUUUGACAACGUGUUGGACGGUGGCGUCAGCAGCGAUGCAGAGAGAGAUAUCCUCACAGCACUUGCACGAGGUGCGAGUGAACAUGGACACCAAGUCCUCUUCACGAUGAAGGAUGAGAAAGCUGCAGCGUCCAUCGCCGGACUCAAUGGCGACACGACCUUCGUCGCAGAACUACAAGACAAACGACAUGGCGCCUACAGAUGGAACAAAACUGAAACCGAGCAGCUGAUUCGGACAUUCAAGAAUCCGAAUGGGAUGGAUACAGCAGCAAUUUUGGAAGCCUCGCAAAUUCCAGAUGAGCUUGGCGGCUGGAGACCUCGGGCUACGAAGUUGUUCAUGAAGUAUGGUCGAAAGCCUUCCGCACCUCACAAACCAGGCCCAUUUGCCGGAUCCGCAGGCUCUGCAGGCACUACCUCAACGUCAUCCGUCUGGAUACGGGAGCUGAUCUGCAAGGAUCGGACGGUCACAGGAAAGCUGAGGCCCGAGGAGGAGCUCGAGCCGACGGGCAAUGCGUUCCAAGUGGAAGGAACCUUGACUAUCGUGGAUGACUUGAAGAAGGCAAUCGACCCUUCCUUGUCUCCGUAUCAAGCGUCCAAGAUCGGAAUCUACAGCCAGAAGGAGGAUGGGCGCUGGGUGCCGGAAGAUGAAGAAACAAAAGUAAAUCGCGGCACAUCCAAGGCAGAUUGCUACGGGUUCGUGCUGCCACCAGCGGACGACGUAUAA
Molecule: messenger RNA, 948 nt
Organism: Symbiodinium natans
Lineage: Eukaryota; Dinophyceae; Suessiales; Symbiodiniaceae
Source: the annotation of a GenBank genome assembly